Molecule: messenger RNA, 759 nt
Organism: Plasmodium berghei ANKA
Lineage: Eukaryota; Apicomplexa; Aconoidasida; Haemosporida; Plasmodiidae
Product: mitochondrial acidic protein MAM33, putative
Exons: 1
Coding region: 1-759 (252 amino acids)
Cellular component (GO): mitochondrial matrix
Source: RefSeq, a predicted model, not a curated record
AUGAAUUUUCUACGUAGAAACACUGUGAGCUUAUGUAAAAGCCAUGCUUUAAAUAAAACCCUGAACAAUUCAGGAAAUGUAUUUGCAAAACUAAGUAAACGAAAAUUUACAGAUAUUAAUAGUAUUACAAAGUGUAACCAAAGGGCUCAAACCAAAUUUAACUUUGGUGAUGGAAGAAAAUACGCUUCAAGUGAAGCUCAGAAAUUGUCAGAAGUUGUAAAAUCAGAAGUUCAACAUGAAAAAUCAAAUUAUGAAGCACCCGAAAAUAUUAAGAAGUUUUUACAAAAUUCAGGAUGGAAAUUUGAAGAGCAAGAAGGAGAUGUAAAUAUGGUAUUGACAAAAAAUGUAGACGAUAUGAAAGUCAUUAUUGAUUUUCAGCUUGUAUCUCCAUUUCAAGCGGAAGGUGAAAAUGAAGCUCAAGCUGAAAUGACUGAUUUUUCAGUAACAGUUGAAAAACCUAAUAAGCAAGGAGGUAUAACUUUUUAUUGUACUACUCUGCAAAAUGACGAAAAAUUUAGAUAUAUGAUAGGAAAUGUCAAAUAUUAUAAAAAUGAAGAGGGAAAAAACUCUGUAUCGUCAUACAAUGGCCCAGAAUUUGAAGAUUUGGAUGACUCUUUACAAACAUCACUUGAUGAAUGGCUAGCAAAUUUAGGAGUCGACUCAGAAUUGUGUGACUUUAUUGAUUCAUGCAGCAUUGAUAAAGAACAAAGAGAAUAUAUGGCAUGGUUACAAAACAUUUCAAAUUUUAUUGAAUCCUAA